AAAAAUGUGAGAGAAGAAAAUGAAACCUCGAAACUACAUCAAAAGAAGUUUAAGAUAAAAUCGUUGAACUAUACUCAUGUCUGGCAGCCUUUGGAAGAGUUUUCUUUUUGGUUGCAAGAUUAGACAUCCAAAAGGCAAAACAAUUUGUCCCAAAUCCCAAUGGCUGAAAGCGACCGUUAGUACGGAAACAGAGGCCCAUCUUCAACAUCUCUGAUCUGUAUGGUUGGCUGUUGAGUCCACGAGCCAACUUGGCAGAGUCAAACCACAGAAACAGAGCCCCCUAAAACUUUGCGUAUUUGAUUUGCUUUUAUUUCUAUUCCCCCAUUGAAUUCAAUUCACCCACCAAACUUCACGAGCUAAUUAAGACAACACAAACAAGAAACCCAUAAAUCUGUACUCUCUGUAUUCAGCUAAAACUUCAACCCAGACCCAAAUUAGUCUUUUUUCCUUAUUUUUCCCCCAUCAAGCACUCAUCAAUCUCCUGAAGAACAAUAACAAGAACAAGAACAAACACAAGUCAAAAAAGAAUGCUCCUCAAAUUUCCUUCCAACUUCAGACUGCUGAACUUUCUCAAGUAAGGAACAAGGAAACAAUCAGAGUCUCAAUAUAGCCGCCUUUUUUGUCUGCUUUUUUUUUUUUUUUUUUUUUGAGAAGUACACCAAACAAGUCUGUUCUCCACCAUUGUCUUCUUUUGUCUACUUCGUUUUCCCCAUUUUCUCCUUUUUUCUUCUUCUUCACGUUGCUCCUGUUGUUUUCCCCCUGUUCCCUAUUUGGAGUUCUCUGAUCUGUUUAGUCAAUCCGACAUCGAGCUUUUUCACAUCGUCUUUCUUUUGAUUUCUCCUCUGUAUUUGCUUUCGUGUCCAUCUCUGUAAGUUCUGAAAGUUUUUUGCAUUUCACUUCUUCUUGGAGAUCAAUUACAAAGGCUCAUCAAAGUAAUAUCUUGAAGCAACUGCCAAAUUCCCAGAAAAUCAUAUAGACAAUGAAGUGCUUCUUCUACUUCAAAGGCAAGUCCAGGAGUAGGCAUCAAAGAUCGGCACCUGAAUUGAAAGAGCAGCAAGAAUCUGAGUUUUCGGGGUGUAGUCGGACCGCUGCUUCAUCGUGUUCUGUGACUUCUCCUCGGAGUGUACCUGAAUUGUAUGAAGAGAGAGCACAUAAUUUGAGAGUAUUCUCAUUUACAGAGCUGAGACGGGCAACACAUGACUUCAACAGGCUUCUUAAGAUUGGACAAGGGGGAUUUGGGAGUGUCUUUAAAGGCUCAAUUAAGCCUGUUGAUGGGAAGGGGGAUCCCCUUGUUGUUGCUAUCAAGCAACUGAGCAAGGAUGGCUUACAGGGCCACAAGCAGUGGCUGGCUGAAGUUCAAUUUCUUGGUAUUGUGGAGCAUCCAAAUCUUGUCAAACUCAUAGGAUACUGUGCUGUGGAUGGAUCAAGAGCAAUUCAAAGACUGCUUGUUUAUGAGUAUAUGCCAAAUAGAAGCUUGGAAGAUCAUCUCUUCAACAAGGCGCUACCAGCACUCGCUUGGAAAACAAGACUGCAGAUAGUACUUGGAGCAGCUCAGGGAUUGGCUUAUCUGCAUGAAGGAUUGGAAGUUCAGAUAAUAUACAGAGAUUUCAAGAGCUCAAAUGUGUUACUGGAUGAGAACUUUCAUCCCAAACUUUCAGAUUUUGGGCUUGCCAGGGAAGGGCCAGAAGUCGGGCGUACCCAUGUUUCAACCGCAGUAAUGGGGACAAAUGGAUAUGCAGCUCCAGAUUACAUUGAGACAGGCCAUCUCACGGCAAAAAGCGAUGUAUGGAGCCUUGGUGUUGUGCUGUAUGAGAUUCUGACAGGAAGACGGUCGUUGGAGAGAAAUCGUUCAAGACCGGAGCAGAAACUUGUGGAAUGGGUCAAACAUUUCAAUCCUGACAGCAAAAAGUUUAGAUUGAUAAUAGAUCCUCGGCUUGAAAACCAGUAUCCUAUCAAUGCAGCUAGAAAACUAGCCAAGUUAGCAGAUACUUGCCUGGCUAAGAAUGCGAAGGAUAGGCCCUCGAUGGCUGAGGUAGUGAACAGAUUGAAGCAGAUCAUCAUAGCUGAGGAUGGCAGCGAACCUUAUGAGCAAAGUCCUGAUUCUGUCACUGACGAACCUGACAUGGAAAGAGAGCCAGAGAAAGUGGAAGCACCAGAAUCGUGGAGAAGGCGAAUGAGCCACCUGCAGAAACUGGGAGAGCAUGUGGAGGGUGCAAGUAGAAGAAGAUUUAUGAUAAUGCAAAGAGCAAAAGUGCCUUAAAACUUGGGUCUCAUUCAGAACCAGAUUUUGAUAUAUAUAGACUAAGCAGCAGUUUUGAAAGCAAAGAAACAGAAUACAACAGAAUUUCAAUCAAGAAAUGAAAGGAGAAACAUUGGGACAAAACAUAAGACACGAAAUAGAAAUUCUGGUGCAGGAGGUGAACAGAAGCUGAUGUAAAUAGUCUAAUUGAGUAAAUUUAUUCUAUUGUUUAAAAUGCUUCAGUUUUUGCUCUAUGGGACCCAGAAAACAAACACGAUGAAAUUUAUCAUAAGGAUAUAUAUAGAUGCUGACUGGUUAUGGUGUGGUGGCGGGCUUCCAUCUUCAUCCACUUGAAAAAGUCAGGUAUGGUAAAGGCGGAAAGGGAUAGGUCUCUGCAAGGAUUUCUUAAAAUUUUUAAACAUGAUUACUUUAAUUGUUAAUUUCUAAACAUUGAUUAUGUAUCUACUUAGUCAAGAUGAUAGUGAGAGCUGUAUGUCCCCACUUUUCCCUCUUCAAACUCCCCUUCUUUUAAUAAAUGUGAGUGUCAAGUUAAUUCACAUGAAAGCGGACUAAUUAAUUA
This is a messenger RNA of Benincasa hispida (wax gourd), 2819 nucleotides long. Its product is annotated as putative serine/threonine-protein kinase PBL19. The record is from RefSeq and is a predicted model, not a curated record. Lineage: Eukaryota; Viridiplantae; Streptophyta; Magnoliopsida; Cucurbitales; Cucurbitaceae. Gene Ontology annotation, biological process: protein phosphorylation. Gene Ontology annotation, molecular function: ATP binding; protein kinase activity.